AAAGAAGUGGCUUGGCAAACAGUGAUCACGACAAACCCCGUUCGCACAGAGUUGCCAUCGACACACGGACGCACAGACACAGGAAGCAAGAAUGGAGCCCUGCGAGUGGAAAGUUGCGGCGCUGUGUUCCGUCGUUCUUCUAGUCACACUCGUAACAGAAGGCAUAGUGUGUCAGGAGGGUCCUGAUGGCACAAGCGAGAUGGACCAGGUGGAACUGAACGACUUGAUACUCGAUGGUCAGCCUGCUUGGGGACACGAAAGAAGCAGGCUCGAGGACGAGAAACGAGCAUUCCACGCCAUGCGGGGAAAGAAGGAAGACGACGCCUUGUGGGGAGGAGACAGUAGCCUGAUGGAGAAGCGGGCUUUCCAUGCCAUGCGGGGCAAGAGGCUCCUGGCGCCCACAAGUGUCGACUCCUUCAUUGCACAACUACGUAGAGCCGUACUGCAGGGAAAGAGGGGCUCCGGGUUCUUCGGAAUGCGCGGAAAACGACAGUCGGAUAACACUCCCUUGUUCUACGCUCCACGCGGAAGACGGUCUGUGGACGAGUCAUCCUCCAACAGGCACCACUUCUAGGAACCCCACCGCCACAGUUGUAGAACCGAACCUGCGAGGACAGUACAGAGGCACCAAGAAGACGACGGCGAUGUACAGUACCCCUACGAUUUACAAAACAAAUUGCUUGCUCACUCAGUGACUGGUCCUCAUGCUGCGUUUACUAUUCCUGUCCUCACUCAGCCAUUCGCUGAAAUGUAGCCACCCUUUCUCACCUGGUUCCAGGCCACUCUAAGAACGGAAGGAAUAAUAUCUCGCAGUAUGCUUGUGCAGAAUGUAAGUCGGCAGCAUGCGACAAACUUCACACGGCAGAAACAAAUGAACAAUGAUGAACUUUCAACGAAGCUAAACUGUUACACACUACACAAGAACAAUCUGUCUAAAACACACUUAAAAUGCGAACAAUAACAGACUAGAAUCAAAAGAUAUGCGGAUCCUGCAAAAACAAUGCGCGGAGGCUGAAAUUAUUCCCGCUUUUCUUCGAGUGAUGGAACAGGGAAACAACCCAUCAGAGGCAUGCAGUACAAAAAAGGUUAAAGGGCCGUUGAUGUAGCUGAAACUUUCUUGCAUUGCCUCAGUUGUGCGUAGUAAUAGGCCGCGGUGCAACCCCGUUUCAAUUGAUGUAUCUUGCAUCACCAUUUCUUUCGCAUGCCGUAGCAGUUCAGAGGGUAACAACCCCCUGAACCUAUAGGGUUGCCAUCUUCUUUUAGGUGUCGUACGCGACAUUGCAAUCAAAUAAAAUCAUUUCAAGCAUUCUCGAGCGUGCGAUUAUGUGGAAGACUGAAAGGCGGCCAUGACGAGAACUCUUUUAUCGCCUGACGCCGCACUCUUUCUGGAAAGGUAGAGAAAAAAAAAAAAAACUUCAUUUGUCGUAUAUCAUGUACAGAGAAUCUAUUGUUGGCCGUGUCACAUGGUUAACCAUAUAGAUAUUUCAAAAUAUAAGCACAUUUGUUGAUUUUGUCAGUCAAAGGCUUUCAAUAAAUGACAUCUUCUAUUUUGA
Molecule: messenger RNA, 1553 nt
Organism: Ornithodoros turicata
Lineage: Eukaryota; Metazoa; Arthropoda; Arachnida; Ixodida; Argasidae
Exons: 4
Coding region: 92-574 (160 amino acids)
Source: RefSeq, a predicted model, not a curated record